UUUGUUUACUGUACUCUUCGGUUCCGUUAGACUUCGCUUUCUGCUGAAACGUCGUUUCUAAGCUGGCUCCUCUGUUAUUAGUCUGGGUUGCUACGGCGUCCGGGCGACAUGAACUCCGCCACAACCGUCCACGUUGGACAUUUUAGCGUCUGGAGCGAUUUUGCAGCUCAGGAACAGCAAGCGAGCUAGCUCCGUUUACGCAAGUGGUCUUCUGUCUGCGUUCGGCUCAAUCUCAGCAGACAGGUGAAAAAUAAACCCACAAAGGCUCGGAAACGGGGCGGACAGAGCUAAACAUACGCUAAAGACACCAGUCUCCUGCAUAAGCUAAAACUAGUUUUGUUUACGAAAACAUGGCCAUGGCCUGUAGUUUCCUAAAUACGGAUGAUGCCUCUCCAUCGGCUCUCACAGACCUGUGCCUCACCUUUGUGAGCCAGAACCUGGAGUCUUUCUGCGUGAAGCUGCCUGAUGGGUCCUGGUGCUUCAGGGAGGCUGUGCUCUUCCCACAGGAGCUGGCAGACCAGCUGCUGGCCAAGAUGGCCUGUGAAGGUCUUCUGAAUGACAGCACAGUGGGUGUGUUCAGGAAUUGUGAAUACUUGCGGCUGAGACGAGCCCGCAUCGGUACAGCUCGGAUCUCUGCAGAGGCCUUCCAGAAAGCUCUGUGUCCGCACAGACUGCUAGAGCUAGAUGCUGCCAGAGUCAAUGCAGACCUCACCAUUCCUGAUAUUCUACAGGGACUGGCCACCAAUAAAUAUUGUCAGGAAUCUCUCCAGCGGCUCGUCCUAACCGGUCUCACCAUGUCCUCUCUGGAAGAACCCAUCUGGUAUCAGUUCAACACCCUCCGCGGCCUCCGGUCGCUCUCUCUAGCUAACGUAGACUUUUACGAUUCUGGGCUGGUGGAUGUGUGUUCUCUGCCUCGACUUGAGAGCCUCGAUCUCUCCAACACUUCUGUUACAAACCUGACCCCACUUCUGGGCCUGAAGGAGAGGCUCCGCUCACUAACACUACACCAGCUGAAGAGGCUGGAGAUGAGCACAGCUCAGCUGCUGGGGGUCAUAGGGCAGCUGAAUGUGUUGCAGCACCUGGACAUCAGUGAUGAUAAGCAGUUUACCUCGGACGUGGCCCGUCAGCUGCUCGGGCAGCCGGGGAUCCUGCCCGCUCUUGUUUCCCUGGAUGUGUCUGGGAGGAAGCAGGUAACAGAUGCAGCUGUUAAAACAUUUGUUGAGGAGCGACCAGGGAUGACCUUUAUGGGGCUUUUAGCCACAGAUGCUGGUUUUUCUGACUUCCUGUCAGGAGAGGGAACUCUAAAGGUGACAGGAGAAGCUAACGAGACUCAGAUCUGUGAAGCAUUGCGGCGGUACAGUGAGAGGGAGGGUUUUGUUAGAGAAGCUCUGUUCCAUCUGUUCAGUCUGACACACGUGAUGGAGAAACCCCGACCUGACAUCCUAAAGUUGGUAGUUUUAGGUAUGAAAAACCAUCCAGCCACUCUAAAUGUCCAGCUGGCAGCCAGCGCGUGUGUCUUCAACCUGACAAAGCAGGACCUAGCGGCGGGAAUGCCGGUCCGACUCUUAAGCACCGUCACUCAGCUCCUCUUGGAGGCCAUGAGGACUUUCCCCAACCAUCAACAGCUGCAGAAGAAUUGCUUAUUGUCUCUGUGCAGCGAUCGCAUCCUGCAGGAGGUUCCCUUCAACAGGUUUGAAGCUGCUAAACUCGUCAUGCAGUGGCUCUGCAACCACGAAGACCAAAACAUGCAGAGGAUGGCCGUGGCCAUCAUCUCCAUACUGGCUGCUAAGUUAUCUACAGAACAGACGGCCCAGCUGGGAGCGGAGCUGUUCAUAGUGAAGCAACUGCUCCACAUCGUGCGUCAGAAGGCAAGUCAGAGCGUGGUGGACGCAACCCUCAAAUUUACACUGAGCGCUCUGUGGAACCUUACAGACGAAUCGCCCACAACCUGUCGCCAUUUUAUUGAGAACCAAGGGCUGGAUCUGUUCAUUAAAGUUCUGGAGUCUUUCCCAAAUGAAUCUUCCAUCCAGCAGAAAGUUCUCGGGCUUCUGAACAACAUAGCAGAGGUACGGGAGCUGCACGAGGAGCUGAUGGUGCAGGGCUUUCUGGACCACAUCAAAUCCUUGCUGCACAGCCCCGAGGUGGAGGUCAGCUACUUCGCUGCGGGCAUCCUCGCCCAUCUCACGUCACGAGGAGAGGAGGCCUGGACACUCAGCCCCAGGCUUCGGUCCUCGCUGCUCGACCAGCUGCAUGCGGUCAUAAUGAAGUGGCCCCCUCCAGAGUGUGAAAUGGUGGCCUACAGGUCUUUUAACCCUUUCUUUCCACUCCUGGAGUGUUUUCACACACCGGGUGUCCAAUUAUGGGCAGCCUGGGCCAUGCAACAUGUGUGCAGCAAAAAUGCUUCUCGUUACUGCAGCAUGUUGUUGGAGGAGGGCGGCCUGCAGCAGCUUGAGCACGUUAAUGCACACCCACAGACCCACAGAGACGUCAGGCUUCUGGCUGAAAGCAUUCUGGAGAGCCUGCAGCGCCACAGAGCCCGCACCGGCCAGCCGGCGUGCACAAGCAGACACCCCCCCUCUCAGUAACACGUCCAAGGUGACUAUGCUCCCGACUAAGAAGAAAAGGACUUGAUCCCACAACAGAGUGGAGAGUUGCACGUGCGUGUGCAGCUGUGAUGCACAUCCUGCACACAAGUGUGCAUGAAUUCCUAAAAUCUCAAGAGGGUAAAAGACAGAGACAUUGCAAUACUUUGCACAUGCUGAACCUAUUUAUUUCUUUUUGUCAAAGCAACAAAACAUUUCUGUGUGCAAAUCCUGUGAUGAAACAUUUAUAAGCUGUCGGUCCGUUCCGCUCAGCUUGGAGUUUGUGUUUGUGCUCGCGUUUGUUAGGAUGACUUUAGCAGCAUGAUGGUUUUAUUUUUUUACCAAAAACAUGAAAAUGCUCUGAGAUCUGAGCAGAGGGUCAACUCCCCGCUGCACUAGAGGUACUCCCAAAUGUAUUGUCUGAAUUGUUUGGUUACUUUUCAAAUCUAUGCAUGACUCUGCUGUGAGCUCAAGCAUGCUGGUCUGAAUCUUUGUACUGUUGGUUUAGAAGGUGCCUGCUGGCUUGUUUAUGGGUCAACGGUGCCACUUCUUAAAAUGUUCCUUAAUUAGACAAAAUCUUUAACAUCAUUGAAAAAAAAGGGUCACCAGAGGUGUUAAAUAUUACAAAUAAAAUGAUACAACUACAGUCGAGUUUAACAAACCCCAGAGCACAGUUUAUUUACGUUUAUGUGAAUUUCUCUGAUCAGAUUUAUCUACGGAUAAACCAGCUAAGCAGAGAAUGGGAAAUCUGAAUGUACAUAAUUUAGUUUGGGUUAAAUCUUCUGUAUAAAUGUUUGUUUGCUUUCCAUAUUUUGGUGUGAGCAGCGCGUGUGUGUGUGUGUGUGUGUGCAUGUUCGUCUGCACAAGUAGCUGCAUUUUUAAAGCCUAUGUGCAGUUUGUAAAUAAUGAGGGUAAACAUUACUAUAAUUCAGUUUGGUCCAAUUGGUUGCAUGGAAAAUGAUUCCACCAUUUGCAUUUUUUACUUAAGUACAAGUUCAGACCAACAGACAUAUUGACCAGGUUAUUAUGGCGUUAGGUAUCAUCUGGUAUUCAUCCACUGGCCAGAAAACUCACCAAAGUCCUUGUUCAGCUCCAAAAAUGCCCUUUUGUUCUUUUCUAUGCAAUCAAUUCCAUUUUCUCAUUUCCAAACUGCUGUCAGACCCACUCUGAUAAGACUUCAGCAAAGGAACAGGUACGAGGUGAGAUGGUUAAAUAAAUAUUAGAAUAAAUACGUCAGGCUGCAAAGCCACAUAACGUUCUGAUAUCCAUGUUUAAUUCAGUGGUCUCACAGUGGAUUAUGUUUACUUACAAACAUAACUCUGAAUUAAGUUCAGUUUGAUUUUAUGUUUCCCCCGCAAGAACUUUAUUAAAAUGUGAUUAGAACAAAAGUUUAGAAGCUGUAUGUUUUCUGAGGCUGUGCCACAUUGCUGCUCAGUCACAUGUUUGAAGUUUGGGAAUAAAGAAUAUAUGAUGCCAAAAACUGGA
Messenger RNA from Nothobranchius furzeri (turquoise killifish), 4067 nucleotides. RefSeq names its product zyg-11 family member, cell cycle regulator (gene zyg11). NCBI's taxonomy places the organism in Eukaryota, Metazoa, Chordata, Actinopteri, Cyprinodontiformes, Nothobranchiidae. Gene Ontology annotation, molecular function: protein binding. The record is from RefSeq and is a predicted model, not a curated record. Gene Ontology annotation, cellular component: Cul2-RING ubiquitin ligase complex.